Paramuricea clavata is the source of this 511-nucleotide messenger RNA. The record is from the annotation of a GenBank genome assembly. NCBI's taxonomy places the organism in Eukaryota, Metazoa, Cnidaria, Anthozoa, Malacalcyonacea, Plexauridae.
AUGGAGGUAAGACGUUAAUGUACAAUGAGUCAACGAACAGCUUUGCAUAUAGUGCAUUGCUAAUCAGGACUAUUUCUGUUUAAAAAUUUUCGAAAUAAGUAUAUUUUAGUGUUACUGUACAAUGAGUUGACAAACAGCUUUGCAUGUAUUGCAUUGCUAAUCAGUUAUUUGUCUGUUUUAAAGUUUCGAGAUAAGUAUAAAUAAGUUCUUAUUUGACUUAGCCUUGUUUUCACUUGAUUUUAUGUAGAAUCACGAGGACCCAGAUCAAUGGUUACAGCAAAGAAAGCUUGAAACUCCUGUACUGCUUAUGGCAGAAACAAAUACAUUGUACCUUGUCGUAGGAAAGAAAAUAUUUUGUACUUUCAAGAAUAAUGAAAUCCCAGAAUCAGUUAUUGGCUUACCUUCGUCGUAUUACGCACUAGAUUUUGACUACCCCCAAAGCCUCAAACUGUGUUUGUCCGUCCUGCAGUUUUUCUGUUUUGAAUACAAGGCUACGCCGAGUGAUCUAUAG